Molecule: messenger RNA, 821 nt
Organism: Trypanosoma cruzi
Lineage: Eukaryota; Euglenozoa; Kinetoplastea; Trypanosomatida; Trypanosomatidae
Product: kinesin, putative
Exons: 1
Biological process (GO): cytoskeleton-dependent intracellular transport; microtubule-based movement
Cellular component (GO): microtubule; kinesin complex
Molecular function (GO): microtubule binding; plus-end-directed microtubule motor activity; ATP hydrolysis activity
Source: RefSeq, a predicted model, not a curated record
AUGGCCGAUCAGGGUGUCGUUGCGGCCCCGACUGAUAAUGCUGUCAAGGAGGCCGCGGAUUUAACCCCAGCGCAAAGGGUGGAGGAUUUCAAGGAUCAGAAAAAGGCACUGAAUAAGUCUACCAACGAUGUGCCGCAGCCUGUGAAUCGGUGCCUUGUCUACUGCAGAUUGCGUCCAGGGAACAAAACGGAUUUUAAGGAGGGCAGCUUUAAGCUGGUGUCGGUGGAGGGCAACAGCAUUGUGUUGAAGGGCGAGCGCCGAUACGACUUUGACAAGUCAUUUGAUGAUGAGUGUACGCAGGAGCAGAUCUUCGACCAUGUCGCCGUGCCGUGCGUUGACCACGCGUUCAACGGUUUUUGCUCAGCACUAAUGUGUUAUGGCCAGACAGGCACUGGGAAGUCCUUCACAAUGUGCAAUACAACCCCAGGCCUUGAAGGAAUCAUUCCUCGGUCGGCGAGGCUCAUAUUUGAGAGGAUACAAGCGGAUCCAACGCGUCAAUACGAAGUUAUUGGACAGUUUGUGCAGAUAUACCGCGAUCAUCUCGGCGAUUUGAUGGUGGGCUCCGGCAAAGAACGAGUGGAGGUUCGAUUUGAUGAGAACGAGGGCGUGGAGCUUACCGGUUGCACCUCUCAUGUCCUCCGCAGUCCGCAGGAAUUCAUGCGGUUUUAUCACGUUGGAAACGAGCGCCGUGUUGUGACAGCAACAGCCAUGAACCCGGAGUCAAGCCGCGGCCACACGGCGCUGAUGAUACGCAUUUUCUCCGAGAAACUUGAUGAUCCGGCGGCGGGAAAGAUGAGGGGCAAGAUCACAUUCAUUGACCU